UGGUUCCUUUUUGUAAUUUUCAUCAUUGUCUCUCUGUAACUUUCCAUCCUGCUUUAGUUUAAUACUACCAGCAAACUUUAUUAGUGUCUUUUUGCAAGAAUUUUCACAUAUGUUAUAAGGAGCAUAGGAAACAUGUUUCUCCUGCUAGAGAACUUCAUAUAAAUCAGUGGGUGUGUUUUCCACUUCUUCAGUGGAAAAAACUUAGUAAGCCAAACCUUCAGGGAAAUAAGUAUUGUAGACCGUGUAUGCUGGAGUUAGUGACCUCGUUUGGGCUUUCCUCAUUAAUUUAUUUAUUUAUUUUUAAUUUGAAUGUAAACUUGCUAAUUGUGAAUAUCUACAUUUUGAAAUAAAUUAUUUGCUCUUGAUAGUUAAAUUUAUGUUCUAUCCCAACUAUAUUUUAAAAAAUAAAAUCGAGAUUACUCUCUCCUUUAAUCAUAGUCAUCAGAGUGUAGAGUUUAGAAACUUCGUAUCACUUAACACAAGGCCUUAAGCCAUGGUGAAUAUCAGAGUCUAAGGUGUACCAUGCUUCCUGCAAGUAUGUCAUGGCUAAGAAGUGUUCUUAAGUGGUGUCAUUUUAUUACUCUUAGUGUACUUAUUCUUAGCUUGACACUAUUGUUUUGUAUUUUUAUAGACCAGAUCUUUUGUAGAAAAUAAAAGAGUUUUAUACUGGAAACUGACACCACUUAAGAGUAAACUACAUUCACUAACUAAUUAUAGAGAAGUUUAAACUGUAAGUUUCAUAGCUAAACAAAAUUUUUCAUGUAAUUGCAUGAGAUAAAUUGUUGUCUGUUUAGGAAAUUAUAUCUUCCAAAUACAGUGUGUUUAUGAAGUGCUCUUUGCCUAUUCUAAUUUUUUAAAAUUCUGUUUUAAAAAGGAUUAGGUUUUGUUUAAAACAAAGUAAACGUAAAUUAGUAAUUAGUAAAAUAUUAGAUAUUUCACUUACAGAAUCUUAGAAUUCCACCAUAAACUAUAAAUGUUACUGAUUUUAUGUGUAAAUAUUAUUGAUUCUGUUUUUUUAUGUAAGCGGAUGACCCAUAAUCUUAGAAUAUGCAUUGCAAAUGAUGUUUUUACUAAUCAUGAAAGAAAACACAUUAUGUGAUCGUUCCUAUGCAUUAGGUACUUUGGAAAGCACUUGACAUACACUGUCUACUUAUUCAUUCCUCAAAACAACUCUAUAAGGAUACAAUCCCCCUUUCUCAGAUGAGUAAAAUUGAGAUUUAGAGAAGUUAAAUGACUUGCACAAAACACACACUAAGUGAAGAAUGUAGUGCUUGAAACUAUUAUCUGUUUCUAAAGCCAUUGUUCAUAUUAAUCUUAUCAUGUUCUUCACCGGGCAGAAAUUCUUUCAGUGUACUGAGACAGUUUUGAUAGUGUGACUAUUCAAAUAACAACAGUCAAGUGUCAUUCUGACAGUACUGUGAUUUUCGAGCAGUGACUUACACCCAGCAGAUGUUGCCACCCACAUCUGACACUCUGAGCCCUUUCUCUUCUCAAAUCUUAGUCUGCUAGUCGAGACUUGGGCUCCUUUUUCUCUCCUGAAAUGAUACUCAUAGACUCCAAAGGAAAACUCCACCUAAACGUCCACCAAGAAAACACAUCGUGGAGCGCAAUACGGAGUUUUAUCACAUACCGACUCACAGUGAUGCCAGCAAGAAGAGACUGAUGGAGGACACUGAAGACUGGCGUCCGAGGACUGGAACAACUCAGUCUCGCUCUUUCCGAAUCCUCGCCCAAAUCACUGGGACUGAACAUCUGAAAGAAUCGGAAACUGAAAAUACAAAGAAGGCAAAGUUUGACAGUUCUUGGGAAGACCUACGUAGGAGUGGACCUCCCCGACCUGCAGCACCUCAGGUUUUACAUAUUGGUAGCCAAGUAGCCACACUCUCCAAAGUGACUACAUAUUCUAGCAGCAACAUAAGCAGUGUGGCAACAAGUUCUUUGGAAGGUUUUCGAAACUUUUCUACCUUCUCUUCUCCUGCUAGAUACAGUGCUGCGGCUCUGAGCAGCGCAGCUGCUACUGUGUCUGCUGUUCUUGCUGCAAAAACCAGGCUCUCCAGUCCUGAUAAAUAUCACACACUCUUGGAUGCACUUAGCAUCAGCCCUGUUUCCAAGCCUUUAGCUUUUUCGUACCUCCAGGCCUCCAGGAAGUCAACUGGCUCUAUCCAUGUUAAGGAAGCAAGCAACACCCAGGAGACUCCUCAGCAAUUGGUCCCAUCAGUAGCUUCAGCUCGGAGCAUGCCUGAGAGACAGGAGAGCCCAGCGGCCACUAGACCAGGGGUGGCUGGUCUCACAACUGCUGCUGCCUUCAAACCUCCAGGAUCCACCAACGUUAUCAAAUCUCCAAGCUGGCAACAGCCAAACCAAGCAGCACUUUCCAGUGGAAGAAUCUCAAACAGUGCGGCCUCAUCAGGAGCAGUAGCACCAGCCAACUCAGCCAGGGGACAGCCCCAGUCACAUGACCAAGGCACUUUAGUGCAAAGAGCUGAGCACAUUCCUGCAGGGAAACGAACUCCAAUGUGUGCCCACUGUAACCAGGUCAUCAGGGGACCAUUCCUAGUGGCACUGGGGAAAUCUUGGCACCCAGAAGAGUUUAACUGUGCUCACUGCAAAAAUACAAUGGCCUACAUUGGAUUUGUAGAGGAAAAGGGAUCCCUGUAUUGUGAGCUGUGCUAUGAGAAAUUCUUCGCUCCUGAAUGUGGUCGAUGCCAAAGGAAGAUCCUUGGAGAGGUCAUCAAUGCUUUGAAACAAACUUGGCACGUUUCCUGUUUUGUGUGUGUGGCCUGUGGAAAACCCAUUCGUAAUAAUGUUUUUCAUUUGGAGGAUGGUGAACCAUACUGUGAGACUGAUUAUUAUGCCCUUUUUGGUACCAUAUGCCGUGGAUGUGAAUUUCCCAUAGAGGCUGGCGACAUGUUCCUGGAGGCCCUGGGCUUUACCUGGCAUGACACCUGCUUUGUAUGCUCAGUAUGUUGUGAAAGUUUGGAAGGUCAGACCUUUUUCUCCAAGAAGGACAAGCCACUUUGCAAGAAACAUGCUCAUUCUGUGAAUUUUUGAAAGUCAACAGCUCAGGGGAGGAGAAGAAAUUUGAAGAGAAAGAGAAGAAUUAGAAUUACCGAUUAGUUUUUAGAUUUAAUAUUUGUAGGAGUUUUGAAAAAUAAUAGUGACCCUGAAGGGAUAAAUUCCAGCUUUAAAAACCCAAGUCUAUGAGGAAAUAUUUGGCUUCGUAAAGUAGAGAGACAGUUUGGCAUUUAUGAUUACUUUUUCCUCUAUUUUCUGCCCAUAAAAUAACUUUUAUAAAAGCCAAUUUCCUGGUUGACUAUUAAAUUCAUCAUAGAAUAAAUUAGUGAAGAAUUAAACUUUAGAAUAAAAACCUCUAACAUUUAGGCUGAGGUGAUUAUACUUUCUUUCCUUGUUAAGUAGUUCUGAGUAAAUCUGUAAAAGGCAAUGAAAAUUGCCUUGCAUCGUCAGUAGGUAAAAUGUAUUUUUUCAAAAAUAGUGCUUAUCUUUAAAACAGGAAAUAGUUUAAACAGAAUUUUAUCAGUAGUAGGUAUCAGUUUUUUAAAAAACCGUAUGUACUUUUUUGUCUUCUAGCUGAUCAUUCCAGUGGGGAAGACCAUUGAGAUUUUUUAUCAAAAUGUGUCCUGCCAAUAGGAGGUGUGAUAUUUCUCUCAUCUACCCCCCUCCAAAAAGCCACCAUGUAGUUUCUAAAUGUCAAAUUUUUUGCCUUUUAUUAAAAUAUGGCCAUUUCUAUUUAUGUAUUCAUUGUUUUAUCACCUAUAUUAGUCAAACUCCAUUUUUCCCCCUUCCCUCAUGCUGAGGUUAAGAGAGUAAGUAGAAAAGAGUGUGGUUAAGAAUUAUGGUAAAUCAGAGGAUUGUAUCCAAAAUUUUUAAAAAUCUCCCCCUUUUGGACAAUAAGUCCAUUAGAUAAGUUUCAGAUCUGUACUACUGACUGAUAAAGGUUCGAGAACUCUCUUUGCAGAAUAAUUUUUUCUUUGAUUCUGCAUUAGAAAAGUAAAAGAUUGGCUUGGGGAUGUGAUAAAAUCUAGGAUUUUUGUUUGUUUGUUUUCUUUCAGUAGCUCUCUCAAUAAUAAAUGAACCACUUCCAAAUGUGAUCAUGAAGUUUGGAAAACGUUUACUCCCAGAGGUUGGUAGUAUAGGAGGGAAACAUGAUCAGUCGCCCAGACUGGCUCGUUAUUUGUUUUCUGUAUUUGGGCGGGCGGGGGGGGGGGGGGAAUUAUGUAGAUAACACAUGAAGACAGAGCAACCAUUGUGGUGAAAUUGUGAAUUGUAUUGAUAUUUGCCCAGUGAGAAAACAGAUUAUGACAUUGAAUAGUUUUUCCCUUUGUUUCUAGAAUGGAUGCAAGCCCAUGAUCCCACUAAGGUAUAAUAUCAAUUUGUCUGGGGCAAGGUGCUUUUAAAGUUGAGACAGAACCCCAAGCCCUCCCUGCCCCAUAACUCACUAACGACUUCACUUCCAUUGUGUGUGUGUGUGUGUGUUUGUUAUAGAGGGAGGUUUUAGGCUCUAAUAUUUGUUUAACCUCCCUAAGAACUUUGCAAGGCAUCUGUCCUGAAAGCUGUUAAUUUAUGGCCUAGCAGAUUUAUAUUAUAUACAGAUAAUAAUUAACUGGGAAUAAAAGAAUGAACAGGGUGACAUGAAGUGGCUUCACCAGUAGCAACCCCCAACUACCUCCUCGCCCUGCAUCUGUAGGGAGGCAGGAAGUUUUAUUUUCGAAACAGAGUGCUGGGACUGAAUUGUGCGUUAUUUCUCAUUGCUGCUGAAACCACCUGUAGAGUUCGUGCUGGCUAAUGUGCGUGGUCACAUAUCUUAAUGUCAGUCUCUUUCUUUACGUGAUAUAAAUUGGUGGUUUUGUUUUGAUGUAGUAGAGAUUUUUUUUUUUUUUUGGUUGUUUAGUUUUGCCUUUAUAGAUUCUGUGCCAAGAUAGUAUUUGAAAAGUCAGUGGCAUUUAGGUAUUUCCUUUAAAGAAUUUUAUUUGACCUGGAUUUCUUAUUAAGUUACCUUACACUAAGGAUCUCAUUUUUAUUCGAUUUUUCUUCAUACACACUAUUCAUGGAGCGUAAUUUUGCAUUCCUCUAAAUUUUGUCCCUAAAAGGAUAACAUUACUUCUUCCUAAUUUAUCAUUUUGUCUUUGUGCUUUGUCCUCUUUUGUGGCAAAGCUUUAUAUCUGUUCCUAAAACAGUUAAUCCUGUGAAAUAAAUAUUGAUUAUAACCCAGAAGAAUCUCUGUAUUUUCCAGUGGGGAAUGCCAUAUUUAAUAUACCAGCAUUAAUCUUUUAAUAACUGGCAGAGCACUUUAUUCUUCUGGCGAGCUCCCUGAAUAUUUAUUUUUCUGAUUAUAAAUAUUCCAGAUCAGUAGCAUUUUUUUUUUAAUUAUUACCUCUUUACUGUAGAGCAUUUACUUGUAGUCUUUCUUGAUGUAUAUUUUGGAAUGCUGUACUUAGUAUAAUACAGAUUAAAAUUACAGUAUAUGACUCUAAAGCAUCCCCCACUUGUAUUUCCCAAAUUCGAAAAUGCUAGUGACAGGUUCCAAUUUAUAACAUUUUGUAGACUUCCAAGGGCUGAAUGUUGCCCACUGGAGUGGCGGCCGAGAGAGGAUCCCCACUGUUUAUGUUCAUAGCAGCAUACUAUUUCUUACGGAUUCGGGCUCCAUUUACAGCCGAACACUACAGUCUCGUCAUUUGGUCACAGUGUUAAGACCGAUAAGAGUUGCAGUCUUCCAACUGUCAGUUGAAACCUUAUGGUUAAAAGUCAUCUACAACAAAAAUGUUUUCAUGGUGCCAUUUUCACAGGGUAGUGUACUAGGACCACUUUCAUAGAAAAUAAUUCCUUCCUCUCCCUUGUUCAAGUAGGAAUCUAGUGUUGUAUUAACAUUUUUGUAACGUUUAGAGUUUUUUAAUCAUCCCUGUUGAAAGGCGAGGCCUUUCAGACAUAAGAGAGGGGGAAACACUGAAUAAUUUUACACGGAUCUAAUGUGGCAUCACUGUCAUCCCUAAUCCUCCGCAUGUUUUAAGAUACUGGCUUUGGAUUUUCAAAAUAUCAUUUGCCUUUCUGUUAAUCUGUAUUUUCUGUUGCUUUACAUUUUUCGGUUUGUAUAUGUCUGUACUGUUUUGCUUUUGGCUAUAUUUUCGAAUAAACACCACAUGAGAAAUAUAAUCAGCAUAGUUACACCUUAAUGUGCACAUAAUAAAUAAAUGGCCGCAGUGAUGUAAA
This is a messenger RNA of Acinonyx jubatus (cheetah), 6225 nucleotides long. It is a transcript of the gene PDLIM5, whose product is annotated as PDZ and LIM domain 5. Gene Ontology annotation, biological process: muscle structure development; actin cytoskeleton organization; heart development. The transcript is spliced from 13 exons. Gene Ontology annotation, cellular component: adherens junction; filamentous actin; Z disc. The record is from RefSeq and is a predicted model, not a curated record. NCBI's taxonomy places the organism in Eukaryota, Metazoa, Chordata, Mammalia, Carnivora, Felidae. Bases 1663 to 3051 code for a protein of 462 amino acids. Gene Ontology annotation, molecular function: actin binding; muscle alpha-actinin binding.